AUGGAUCAAGAAUUCGAACUCGGCGUGUUAUAUUAUAGUGGUCAAGGCCCUCUGAGAAACAACGACCCCGAACUCAACCCCAUUUUGGACUAUAAACCUGACUUCAUGUCAUCGAUCCCAGAAUUCACAUUUGCUCAACCAGAGGGCGACAGAAGUGUAGUGGACUUUUUUGACUUGAUGGAGAUUCCAUUGGGGACCAACAUUGACGAUUGUGGUAAGAUAAUUGCGGAGCGUCAGGCAGACGUAAAAUCUUUUUAUAUCCAAAGCCUUCAACUUAUCAAGAUGGCGGAGACUAUCCUCUAUGAUCAACCGGCAAGGGAGGCAUACUUUACUCUUAGAGAAGCAUAUGGGGCACGCAAGUGCAAGUGGAUUGAACUGAAAAUUGAGAAAGAUCGCCAACAGAGAGAGGGUUAUCGCAAAUUAAAUGAAUACAAUCGAGAAGUCCAAAAAGGAGUUGAGUACGACACGAGAAGGUCGAAUAGAGUCAACGAUCACCAAAACCAAGCUCUCAGAACGGAGAACGAGCGUAUUUCAAGAGAGUAUGAAAUCUGCAAGCAACAACUCAAAGCUCAGACAGAUCGUUGCGACGAGUACCAGAGAGUUCACAGAGCCGACCAAGAGGGAAUAUCGGAGAGAAAAGCAAAAAUAGGUACAGCCAUCGAUUGGGCCUGGGAUAAAUUGGACACGGCGACAAAAAUAUGGUUGGAGGCGAUCAUGUUCGAGAAAGUGGCGAGAGCAGAGUUUCUCGAGGCAUUGAGAACCAGCUCCGAACCGGAAAUUUUACAUGCGAAGGCGAUUCACAAAUCCGCUCUCAAAUCCACUAAAUCGGCCCAAGAGCACAAAGACUCGAUCUUCGAAAUUACCCUCAAGAUGACAGAGCUGCACGGUGACGAGGCGAAGGCGAAGAUCGAAUCGGCUUACGAAAAUCUUGUACGUGACUACACGUUAGCCAACCCGUGGUCACGAGAAAGGGAGGAGCUCGAGGAAUCGAACCAUAAAGAAUAUUAUGAGCGCAUGAAGAAGACCGUAGUGAGGGAGGAGUUUGACCGUGCAGCCGAGCUGCAGAAUUGGUUCCUUUCUUCAGAUACCCCGCAGGAUGAGGACUCCGAAUCUGAUAGCGUAAGAGCGGAGAUGGCUGAGAAAGAGAAGAAGGAGAUGGAGCUCCUUGAGAAAAAGGAGGCCGCAAAGGCCACAAAAGUGGCCAACAAGGAGCGGUUGGCAAAGGCACGUGCCGGAAAAAAAGAGAAAAAAGCCGCCGAGGCAGAGCGUCUAAGGGUCGAGGCCGAGAAGGCACGUAAGGAGAAAGAGCGCAUUGAGAAGCGCGAGGCCGCAAAGGCAAAGAAGGAGGCCGAGAAGGAGGUUGCAGCAAAGGAGCGUGCAGAAAAGAAGGCCGCGAAGGCCGCGAAGGCGGCAAAGAAGGACCGAGAAGAGAAGGCAAAGCGUCAGACCCGUGCAGCAUCGCAGCCAGUUGGAGUCAGGAAGACCCGGAGCAGCAGCAAACGUCCUUCUCCUAGUUUGGCUCAGGAGGGGGUUGCUGAGCGAGUGUUGGAGGCGGUGGAGGAGGGUUCUGAUGAUGUCGAGGUCGUGAUCAAGAGGGAGCCGUCUCUCUCUCCCUCAUAA
This is a messenger RNA of Morchella sextelata, 1620 nucleotides long. RefSeq lists its product as uncharacterized. The record is from RefSeq and is a predicted model, not a curated record. Bases 1 to 1620 code for a protein of 539 amino acids. Lineage: Eukaryota; Fungi; Ascomycota; Pezizomycetes; Pezizales; Morchellaceae. The transcript has 3 exons.